Molecule: messenger RNA, 1179 nt
Organism: Xylaria bambusicola
Lineage: Eukaryota; Fungi; Ascomycota; Sordariomycetes; Xylariales; Xylariaceae
Exons: 4
Coding region: 1-1167 (388 amino acids)
Source: RefSeq, a predicted model, not a curated record
AUGAGCCUCCUCUCUCCGCACUAUCAGUUCCAAGAUGUGACCAGGAGCGAUAUUAUUAUCGCUUCGAUUGCGUUUGGGUUUACAUUAGGCUUCGGCUUGUUGACAUCCUGGAAUGCGGCGCAGCAAACGUGGAUCGCAUACAAGAACACCGGCUUGAAAGUCUUCCGAAACGUGUAUAUCUGGAUGGUAUGGGGGGAGAUAGCCGUGUGUCUCGCUUUCGCUAUCAUCUGCUUCCUGCAUCUGAUGCGGACAAUACCGCCAUCAUUUGAAUUUUACUUUCUUAUACUCACGCUCUGGGCGCUUCAAGUCCAUUUUCUGCUUCAGAUUAUUAUAAACCGCUGUCGGAUCGUGGCUCACGACAAGAUAUUGGUGGGAAGGCUCAAGAUUGGCGUUGCAGUGCUGAUCACGGCUGUUAAUAUAUCUGUUUACAACAUCUGGAUCCCGGCGCGUCUCCAGAUUUCGGAAAGAUAUUUGGAGAUCAACGAUGUUUGGGAUCGAUGUGAGAAAGUAAUCUACAUGUGUGUAGAUGCCUGUCUCAACAUAUACUUUAUCCGCGUGGUACAGCUUAAUCUAGUGAGAAACGGCCUGACCAAAUACCGGAAUUUGGUCCAUUUCAACAUGUUUAUCAUCGGCUUCUCCCUAAGUAUGGAUCUUUUGAUCAUAACGAUGAUGAGUCUGCCGAACACUUUUGUUUACAUGCAGUUUCACCCUCUAGCAUAUACCGUCAAGCUUAACAUCGAGUUAUCCAUGGCUGACCUUAUCGGACGUAUCGCGAGAAGCAGGGAUAACAAUGUUGUGAACGACAUCGGUCUCAGUCGCAACGGCAGCCACAAACUCUCCCGCUUGCGGAGCAGGACUACAUCUGCUUCCGAUUCAAUACCAAAGACCAGAUGUCGCAGCUUCGGAUUCGGGUGUUGGAACCGCAGAGGGUCCAGGUCACCCAGCAAUGCGAUAGAUAGGGUCACGAGGCCUGACACAGUUUAUACGGUGAAUGCGACAGCUAAUAACGGCACCGAAUCAGCUUUUCACAGCUCGAGUGAUAUAUAUACCACGCGGGAGUUCCGCGUCGACUACGAGGACAUGGCACCCGGCUUGCGUUGGGACCCUAAUACCGCGAGCACAUUGAAAAACGAAAAUGAUGACGCGAGUCUCUUAGCAAAAGAUUAGGAAGAUUAUGUC